AUGUGUCAGUAUUACGCCCACGCCUUCACCUGCAAACACCUCUCCUUCACCUUCGCGCGCUUCUGCCAGCCUGCCAGCCUCAUCCAGAAGCCCUGUGCCAAGCGCCAGGUCUGGCAAACGAUCGGCCUCGACGACGCGUGCGAGGAGUGCUUGACCUGGUUUCCUGAUCGGUACCCGUGCCCGAGGGCGCGGUGUUAG
Messenger RNA from Colletotrichum higginsianum IMI 349063, 198 nucleotides. RefSeq lists its product as uncharacterized. The record is from RefSeq and is a predicted model, not a curated record. Lineage: Eukaryota; Fungi; Ascomycota; Sordariomycetes; Glomerellales; Glomerellaceae. Bases 1 to 198 code for a protein of 65 amino acids. The transcript has a single exon.